This is a messenger RNA of Crotalus tigris (Tiger rattlesnake), 7240 nucleotides long. It is a transcript of the gene RALGPS2, whose product is annotated as Ral GEF with PH domain and SH3 binding motif 2. Bases 159 to 1967 code for a protein of 602 amino acids. Lineage: Eukaryota; Metazoa; Chordata; Lepidosauria; Squamata; Viperidae. Gene Ontology annotation, biological process: Ras protein signal transduction; positive regulation of GTPase activity. Gene Ontology annotation, cellular component: plasma membrane. The record is from RefSeq and is a predicted model, not a curated record. Gene Ontology annotation, molecular function: guanyl-nucleotide exchange factor activity. The transcript is spliced from 20 exons.
CUCCCUCCCUCCCUCCUCAGAUACGCGACUCCCGGUGCUGAAUGAGGAAAGUCGGGAGCCGGAGGGCGAUUCGCUCAGUCUCUGCUGCCUUUUGCCACCGCUUCUCCGGCGCCUGCUCGCCCUUUCCUCAGCAGGAAUGAUAACUUGGGUGAACGUGAAUGAAUAAAGCCACUUCUGCAAAUGUAGGGCAGAAGGCCAAUGAUGCAAACAGUAUGGCCCUAAUGAACGGACAGACCAGUAAUAUUAAUAUUGUAGCUACUGCUUCAGAGAAGAGUAGCAGCUCAGAAUCAUUGAGUGACAAAGGUUCUACUGAAUUGAAGAAAAGUUUUGAUGCAGUAGUUUUUGAUGUUCUGAAAGUAACACCUGAGGAAUAUGCAGGCCAGAUUACACUCAUGGAUAUUCCUGCAUUUAAAGCUAUUCAACCAGAGGAACUGUCAAGCUGUGGUUGGAAUAAAAAGGAAAAAUAUAGUUCAGCACCAAAUGCAGUUGCUUUUACAAGAAGAUUCAACCAUGUAAGUUUUUGGGUUGUUAGAGAGAUUCUUCAUGCACAGACAUUGAAAAUAAGAGCUGAAGUCCUAAGCCACUAUAUCAAAACUGCUAAGAAACUUUAUGAACUAAAUAAUUUACAUGCUCUUAUGGCUGUGGUUUCUGGAUUACAAAGUGCCCCCAUCUUCAGGUUGACUAAAACAUGGGCGUUACUGAGCCGAAAAGACAAAGCUUCUUUUGACAAACUGGAAUACGUAAUGAGCAAAGAGGACAAUUAUAAAAGACUUAGAGACUAUAUUAGUAGCUUGAAGAUGACUCCUUGUAUUCCUUAUUUAGGUAUUUAUCUCUCAGACUUGACAUAUAUUGACUCAGCAUAUCCAUCAACAGGAAGUAUUCUGGAAAAUGAGCAGAGAUCAAACUUAAUGAAUAAUAUUCUUAGAAUAAUUUCAGACUUACAGCAAUCUUGUGAAUAUGAUAUUCCUGUGUUGCCUCAUGUUCAAAAGUACCUGAAUUCUGUUCAGUAUAUAGAGGAACUUCAGAAGUUUGUGGAAGAUGAUAAUUAUAAACUUUCAUUAAAAAUAGAACCUGGGACCAGUACCUCACGCCCCACUGCAUCUCAUGAAGAUUUAGUUGGCCCUGAAGUGGGUGUUUCUCCCCAAAUGGUGCGAAAGAAUGCUACUGCUGAAGAAGCAUUGCUACCACCAACUCCUCCAUCUCCUAGAAACCUGAUGCCUCAUGGGCAUAGAAAAUGUCACAGUUUGGGAUACAAUUUCAUUCAUAAAAUGAACACAGCAGAAUUUAAAAGUGCAACAUUCCCAAAUGCAGGACCAAGGCAUCUUUUAGAUGAUAGUGUCAUGGAACCACAUGCUCCAUUACGGGGGCAAGCAGAGAGCUCCACUCUUUCCAGUGGAAUUUCAAUAGGUAGCAGUGAUGGUUCAGAGCUCAGUGAAGAAACUUCAUGGCCAGCAUUUGAAAGGAACAGAUUAUACCAUUCUCUUGGUCCGGUGACAAGAAUAGCACGAAAUGGCUAUUGGAGCCACAUGAAGGGCAGCAGUUCUGCUGAGUCUGAAGAUUUAGCUGUUCAUUUAUAUCCAGGAGCUGUUACUAUUAAAGGGGUUCUUAGAAGAAAAACUUUGUUGAAAGAGGGGAAGAAACCAACAGUUGCUUCUUGGACCAAAUACUGGGUAGCUCUUUGUGGAGCACAGCUUUUCUACUAUGCUGCAAAGUCUUUAAAGGCUACAGAGAGAAAACAUUUCAAAUCUACACCAAGUAAGAAUGUGUCAGUAGUGGGUUGGAUGGUUAUGAUGGCUGAUGAUCCAGAUCAUCCGGAUCUUUUCCUACUCACAGAUUCCGAAAAAGGGAAUUCGUACAAGUUUCAAGCUGGUAACAGAAUGAAUGCAAUGCUGUGGUUCAAGCAUCUAAGUGCUGCCUGCCAAAGCAACAGACAACAGGUUCCUGCCAAUUUGAUGACUUUUGAGUGACCAGCUACUGCAGAAUUUGAUCCAUGAAUUUGAUCCAUCCACUUUUGAAUGCUAUUUCAUGGUUUGAGAAGUCCUGUUGAAGGCAUGCCAGCUGUACUUCCGACUAGGAAGAAAAUGGAAGUUCUGAAUAAAAGCACUAAGAUUUCAGGGAAUUGAAUGUGACAUGAACUACCGUGAGGCUUGCUGCUACUCAAUAUUCUCUGAACUGACUUGUGGAAACCACUGCCUUAAAGAAUGAAAGGUUAUCCAACAUGAAACACCAAAUUUGUGUGUGUGUGUGUGUAUGUAUGUGUGUGAAACCUCUGACAGUGCUGUGCUUAUGUUAAGUAGGUUGUAGCUAGUUUGUAUUUGUGUUUACUUUGUUACAUUUUAAUUUUAAAGCCCUGCUUUUUGCAGUUUUUCUUGUAAAAUCUGUAAAUCUGAAACUUAAGGGUGUUUCAAGGGGUGUUUGAGUAAGGGGAUAGCCUGUGUGUUCUUGAAAAAUAUGCAGCUUAUAUCUGUGUCCCUCUGUAUUAGCUCUUGUGCUUAGCUAAUUGGGGGCACAAUAUAAUUAAUUUAGCUUAGAAUGUAACAACUGUAAUAUAUGCAAAUUUAUCUUGUUUUUACAAAGCACUGACUUUGCAGAAUUUGAUACUACGUGAGGUUUUUCUUUUCUGCAAGUGACACAACGGCCAAUAUCAUAUUCAUUCUUUUUUUGAGAAAGAGAGAGAUCUUGGUUGUCAGUUUCAAGGAGAUUCUGGGAAACAUCAGAAGGUCAGAACUGAGAAUUUAAUUUCAACAUAUUUUCAGACAAGACACCCUCAUUUCUCCAAGAAACAAGUUUUGAUACACGUAAUACACUUUCCACAAGCACAUUUACCCCUGAAAAUCUUCAUUAACUAUUGUUUUACAGAUGAAAACCUUAUAUUUUCCUUCUUGUAAAAGAAGCACAAUAUUAGGAUUAGAAGUUUUUCAUUUCUUUUAUGUCAGAACUCGAAUCUUAUUUGUGUAUAGUUUGCAAAAGUCACCUCCUACAUAAUCUGAAAAAUCUGCCAGUAUAAAGAUAAAUCACUGAUGGAUUAAUUACAAGUAGGUUUAGAUUACUGUAAGAAAAUAUAGGUUACCAUUUCACAUAUUUCUUUAAAAAAACAACUUACCACCACGUGAGCUAAUUUGUAAAGAAACUCAUGCUCUGAAAAUUUGUCUAUGUUGGUAUGAUAGCAUGAUACUUUGAACUAGACAGUUUCAGAGUCUUCACAUAUUUUGAUCAAAAGAAAACAAGGUCAGUUGAAAUCAACUCCAUCAGUGCUAUAGUACAGCUUAUGAGAAAAUAUAGACUGAAAUUAUAAAAAGUAACUCCUCAAAUUCACGUGUGAGUAGAAUAUCAUGGGUUCAUGUAGCUAAAGGAUAUGUUUUCUGAAUGGCUUUUUCCUGCUAAUAGGAUAGGCAGGAAUGGCAGCUAUCCACAGAAGGAAAUAAUAAGGUUCACAUAAAAGUUUUGUUCAAAGUACAAUGAAAUAAAUAGGAACAUAUUUUAAAAUUAUCCACUUUUAAUAUCUAUUUCUUUUCUUCCUGCCAAGAAGUUAAAUUCUGGAUUCUUGGGGAAUUAAUACUCAGUUCUGACCUUAUAGUGGCAUUUGUUAUAAAAGGAGACUUGCAUGUUCUUGACUUGCUUAGUUUACACAUCUGUCAAUAAAUGACACAGAAAGUUUCAUGGGAACAUCUUUAUAACCAGCAGUAUUACUAUAUAGAGUUUGCACAAUUUAAUUUCCACUUAAUUUCCAUCCCAUUUUUUAAUUUUAUGGAAUGGAAUCCUGUGGAAUUUGUUCUAAAAAAAAAGCAUGGAAGAAAAAGAAUUGUGUAGAUAGAUUUAUCCCAUUGAUCACCAUUCUUAUGAGCAGAAAGAUGCAACUGCAAACCACAGCUUAAUUAGAUAAAGAGUUUUGGAAGAUAAAAAGUCAGCUCAUGCCAGUUUUUCACAUGGUGUCUAUAGUUAGUUUUGGCACAUUGAAUGAGCACGUUUGAACAUUUACAAUAUUUGAUUCAGAUCAUAGAACAUGACACAUAUUUUCUGAGAUACAUUGGUUUUGAAGCUUAUGUAACAUUUUCAGAGCUAAUUCAUUACGUCAAAAUGUUUCUCAAAAGGAAAUGGAUGGUUUGGAAAGGGAGCACAUACAAAAACAGGCACAUGUAUCAGCUCAAAACCAGGUUGGAAACUUGUUUUUGCCCAGUAGACUAAAUACCAAAAGCAGCAAAAAGUAGUAAAACGUUCAACUUAAAUAUAAAUACAUCUGUUUAAAAGCUUUACUUAGCCUAUUUCCUUUAAAUAGCAGAUAGGGGUAUUAUACUUUUACAGCUUUCAGCUUUCUCAUACACAUUUUGUAGUUUUUGUAUUUAUUUGUUUUGAUUUAAUUUAUUUGAAAAAAUCUUUCAAGCCUUGAACCAUUCCAGAUUUUAUGGUAGUUUUAAAGAUUGCGCUUGUAAAAAGAUCUAUUUAAUUUCUAACAAUUUGCUUCAUUCAUCAGUUAAAUUUCAGUAACGUAAAAUUUUACAGUUCAUAUUAUUAAUAACAUAUUUUUUAAAGGUAGCUUUCAAAAAUAUGUAUCAGAAAAUCUAAAUGCUGUUUGAGUGUCAAUGAAGCAUUUUGCUUGGUAGUACAAGUUUCUUCUAAAUGAGCUAAAUAUAUAGAUGCUAAUACUAUCAGGGAUUGUUUUUAUAAUAAUUAAUAGAAAAUAGAAUGAGUUCCAUUUUUACUAUAACAAAAACACUGGAUUUUUGGUAUAUAAAUACAUAUUUCACUAAAAUAGAUUUUUACUAUUUUAUCUAAAAACAAAUCAAGUUGCAAGAAAUGUUUCAAGAUGUAUUACAAAUUCAAGUUGCAAGAUGUAUUACAAGACACAUGCAUCUGGUCAGUACAACUGUAGAAUGCCUUAUAUGUCUUCCUUUCUCUCUCUCUCUCUCUCUCUCUCUCUCUCUCUCUCUCUCUCUCUCUCUCUCUCUCUCUCACACACACACACACACACACACACAUACACACGAAAGAGGGGGGGGUGGAGAGAGAGAGAGAGAAAGCUUCAUCUUGUAUACUGUAAAUGAACAUCCUCUACUGCAUAUGCCCAAUAGCCUCAAUUAAUCAUCUUUCUAAUUUCCUCUAAUUGUUAUAAAAUGCAGGGGUCAUGUAUUCUGAGUAUCUCAGUACUCAUUAUUCUGAAAAGUUGAUUGCAAUUUGCCAGAUUUCAGUUAGCCCACAUGACGCUGAUUGAAUAAUAUUGUCAGACUACUUUGUCAAAUCUCAGCCAAGAAGAUUUUCCUUGUAAUGAAAUUGCAACUUGCACUGCUUCAUGCACAAAUGAUGCACACACACUUGUCUAUGUACACUAAAGACAUGGAUGAAGCUGCUUUUCAGAACACAUUAGGUGAAAUGAAAGACUCUGUUCCAGCUACCGUAUAUCUAAAUUGUAUUUGAAUCAUAGAACAUUACUGUAGAUAUUGUUAUAGACAUACUAUUUUCAAAUAGGGUUAAGUGAGCUUUUUGAAUUUCUUCCUAAUGUUGUAGCAUAUUCCUGUACCUUUAUAUCAGAUCAAACAAAUCUGUUACAAAUUAGGUUUCCUUGUAAUGCAAACUUCCAGUGGCUCAAGUUGCAUCUUUCUUCCUCAUGUUUUUGUGCAUAUUGCUUUUUCAAUUGUAAGCAUUCUUAAAUCUGAUUUAGUGUUCCAAUUUGUAAUAUUAUAUACUAUGCAAACUUGAAGACACUAAAAUUUGAAGAAUUAUUUUUACUUUCUCUGAAAAGUCUAUCUGCCUAGAUUUGGGGAAUUUCAAGUCACUCUCUUUUCCCGUUUAAAAAUGGCCUGUAUUCCACCUUAAAAUUUACAUUUAAAAAUAAAACAGAAACAGAAUAUUCAUUCAGAGAAGUAUAACAUUUCCUGCUCAUUAUGAGAUGAGCAUUUUAUAUCUGUAUAAGAUUUUUGCUAGUGCCUUAAUUACCAGUUUGAAAGACCAAGGUGGCAACCCACCAAGUAUUAUUUCUAUGCAUUCCACUACUUAUGUAAGUUGGGCUUUGCAGAAACUCCAAUUAAAUAACAGCCAGUAGAAAAACUCAAUUUUUCUUAGCUCAUUUCUGCUUCGAAAGUCAAGCUUUCUCUUUAGUAGACCCAGUAAAAAAUCUUUUAAUUUGAAUAAGUUUCAGUUCAUUGAUCUUAUACAAGGAAUGUUUGUGCAUUUGUAAACCGGUUCACAUUUUUUGCAUAAACUCCUCUAUAUAUGUAUGUCCUAGGCAAUGGAUCUUUCAAGUAUUCCUUCAGACCCUCUUCUCUCACCCUCAUCACCAAUGUAUGAUCUUGCCCUAGAAGUGCAAGUUUCACUGAAUCAUUUAAUUAUUUUUUAAACAAUCCCAUUUUGAAACUUCAAGAUAGAAGCCAGUUUUUUAAAAAAAUCAGUUAUACCUGAGGAGUUAAUAUCUUUCUAAACUUUAUAAUAUCUGAAUUUUGAGAAAUAAAUUUUCAGCUAGAAGAAGAAAACUUAAAUUCUGAAGGCCAUGAGUAUUAGCUCUCUCUCUAGGUUAAAUUUUCCACAUAUAUGAUAGAGGAGAACUGAACAACCAGAUUUAUAACUGAAUGCAACUUAAAUAGCAAGAGUUAUGUCUUUUACAAAGAUACUGGACCAUAUACAGACUGUUCAUAGUAAAGAUUGUGAAAGUAUAUUAUAGUUUUAAGAUUUUUCACAACUUUCUGAAACAAAGUUGCAGACGUAUCAACCUGUUUCUUGAGUUUGGGUGUUAUUGAAGAUCUAAGAUGGAAUGUGUUCAGAGCCUCUUCUUUGCAGUGGACAAAUUGGCACCUUCUUUCCCUGAAAAAAAAUAUUUAUUUUUCUUACUAAUUAAUGUGCUUACUUUACUGUAAACUUAUUAGAAGAUAAGUGGAAAAGGGGGAGUUUAGUGAAAUCUUGUCUUUUUGUAUCCUUUAAUAAUAACAUAAUUUAUAGUCAUUCACAUCAUUAUGAACUUCACAUAUGUAAAAACAUGCAAAGUCUACAUUAUACUACACACAAGCCAUUUUAGUAUAUUUUCCUCCAUUUGACCUCAAGCACUAUUUUGAUGGGGGGGGGGGUGUAAAUGCACUAUGACCUCUAUGAGUGAUGUGCAGUUUAGCUGUUCCUUGUCCUUUUUUUUUAGUUUUUUAAAAUAUUUUACGUGUGUAUGUUUGAACUGUUUGUUUGCAUAAGCUGUUUCAAGAUAGCUUAAUGUAUGAACUUAAAACAGAUUUUUCCUACUGAAAUAAAUUACUUAAAAUUUGGA